AUGGCAAAGGAGUAUCAAUUCCACUGGAGACCGCCGAUACCCCAUACGUUGACGCAGGGCACCCUUUUCGACAAGUAUGAAGAUGACAGCACAUGCCUGGAGCUGAACGCGCUGGUGCGGGUGGACGAGUAUGGGUUCUACCUGCACUGGAUGAUCGAUGGCCGCGACGCGUUUGUUCUUGAUUUGGCGCAGGUAUGGGAAGCCCGCCCGGCCGGCCAGCCGAAAGACGGUCGCGUCGCGUUCGAGCUGGACCAAAGGGGGCCACCGAGGGAGACACUUGAGGAACGGACUGUCUGGAUCACUUUUGGGCAGGACCUCGUCAACGUGCAGUCCAUCUAUUUGGUGGCCCAGGAUGUGGAAACAGCAAAGAUCUGGCGCUCCGGCCUCAACGACAUUCUGGCCCGCCUCAAAAUCAAGCACGUCUGCCCGACGACGAGCCUCAUGAAAUACUGGCGUUUCCUGUGCCUGUCGCUGAACGACCGGCGGAAGAUUCCGAUCAAGAACAUCAUCCGGUUGUUCGCUUCCGGAAAACCGGAAAAGAUGGUCCACAAGUGUUUGUGUGAUCUCGGGCUGGGCGGCGAUAAGUACAUCAUCCCCCGUGCACUCAAGAAGGGCCUCGGCAGCAAGGUACGCGGCUUCUACAAGUGCAGCAAGGGCGCCAGGAAGCGAAAGGAGCGAGAGGAGCUGGAUGUUGACCUAUUUACUUUCGAGAAAUUCUUGCGGCUAUACCACAAGAUUUGCCCGAGAACCGACGUGCAGGAGCUGUUCGUCAAACUCUCUGGCCAAAAGGAGUACCUGACAAAGGAGCGGCUGAUCCACUUUCUCAACGAGGAGCAGCGCGAUCCUCGGCUCAAUGAGAUCCUGUUCCCCUUCUUCGACAACGACCGCAUCCACACACUAAUAGCCAAGUACGAGACCGACGACAACUACGUUGCCAAUGGGAAAAUGUCCGGGGACGCGUUCCUGCGGUUUCUGCUGUCCGACGAGAAUGCGCCGGUAUUCCUGGAUCGGAUAGAAUUGCAUCAGGAUAUGGAUCAACCACUAUGCCACUACUUGAUUAAUAGUUCUCAUAACACUUACUUGACGGGUCGACAAUACGGUGGAAAAUCUUCUGCAGAGAUUUAUAGACAGGUACUCCUCUCGGGUUGCCGGUGCAUCGAACUGGACUGCUGGGACGGCACUGGCGAAAAUAAGGGCGAACCGAUCAUCACCCACGGCAAAGCCAUGUGUACAGACGUGUUUUUUAAGGACGUACUGUACCAAAUCCGCGACACGGCCUUCAUGAGGUCGGAAUUCCCGGUGAUUCUCUCCUUCGAGAACCACUGCUCCAAGAGCAACCAACUCAAAAUGGCCAAAUAUUGCUGCGACAUCUUUGGCGACAUGCUGCUGUCGAAACCGCUCGACGAAUCGGCGUUGGACCCCGGCGUCCCGUUGCCCUCGCCGAACCGGUUGAAGCGCAAGAUUUUGAUCAAGAACAAACGGCUGAAACCGGAGAUCGAGAAGCAUCAACUCGAGCAGUUUUUGAGAGAGGGCAAGCUCGACGAGGACGAGGAGCUGAACGAGACGCCGGACGUCGUCGGCGAGGACGCCGUAUCUCCUCAUGUUGGCGUGGCCGAGGCGGGCGAUACGUCCGACGAGGAGGAGCCGUCCUCCUCGGUGUCGUCGGCCCGGCACUCGGGUGCAUCUGGCACUCCGAUGGGGCGUCUCCAGAAGGAAGGGACGACGAAGAGCCCGCGGUUCUCCCUGCGCAACGCGUCCUCCUCAUCCGCGUCGCCACGCACCCUGCCGCCGCAUUGCCUAGCAUCCGACCAGCGUGCCCAUCCCGAGCGUGAGUCUACCCUGGUGACCGCUUCAUUGUCUGCCUCGGCUUCUGUGGCAUCGUGUCUCUCACCGUCUGUCCCAUCGAUACACACCUCUGGUGGAGGAGGUGGACAAGCAGAAUCCGGUAGCAAGGACGCCGACGAGGCGCACCCCGAGCUGAAGCAGAACACCAAUUUUAUGGCCAAGCUGAAGCCGUUCACCAAGAAACAGCAGGUGUUGACGAAGGAAGAGGAAGAGCGGAUAUUUGCCGAGUACCACUAUACGGGAGAAUAUUACACGGGUGCAACAACGAAUAUCCAUCCGCUUCUCUCCUCACUCGUCAACUACACGCAUCCCGUCAAAUUCUCCGGUUUCGACGUCGCCGAGCAAAACAACCUCCACUUCCACAUGUCGUCCUUCUCGGAGUCGACGGGUCUCGGCUAUCUGAAAUCGUUUGCCCCCGAGUUCGUCAACUACAACAAGCGCCAGCUGAGCAGAAUCUACCCAAAGGGAGCCCGGGUCGAUUCCUCCAACUUUUUGCCUCAAAUUUUCUGGAACGCCGGUUGCCAGAUGGUGUCGCUGAACUUCCAGACGCCCGACGUCUACAUGCAGCUGAACCAGGGAAAAUUUGAAUACAACGGCAACAGCGGAUAUUUGCUCAAGCCCGACUUCAUGCGACGACCCGACCGGUCGUUCGACCCGUUCUCCGAGAGUCCAGUGGACGGGGUGAUUGCCGCGCAUUGCAGUGUUCGGGUAAUCUCCGGACAAUGGGUAUGCGAGCGAAAAGUGGGCACCUACGUGGAGGUGGAAAUGUACGGACUGCCGACAGAUACCAUCCGGAAAGAGCACCGCACAAAAAUCAUACCUGCCAACGGCCUCAACCCCGUCUACAACGAGGAACCCUUCGUUUUUAGAAAGGUGGUGCUCCCCGAGCUGGCCGUGCUCCGCUUUGCCGUCUACGAUGAAAACGGGAAACAGCUUGGGCAGCGGAUUCUGCCACUUGACGGAUUGCAGGCUGGAUACAGGCACAUCUCCCUGAGGACGGAGACGAACCAGCCGAUGUGCUUGCCGACGCUGUUCGUCCACCUCGUGCUGAAGACGUACGUCCCCGACGAGCUGUCCAGCCUUGUCGAUGCCCUCGCCGACCCUCGAGCCUAUUUGUCGCAGCAGCAGAAACGGCAAGAAGCCCUCCAUCAUAUGGGUGUCGAGGAUAGCGAUAUCGUCGAAGUGAUGCCAGUGAAAGCGGGCGCCGGCGCAGCGAAGAACAAGACGCUCCAAAAGACGAACGGCUCGGCGGCAAAUCUCCUCAAUGAAAACCAACCCCAAACCUCGACGCGCAGCACCCAACAAGACGGUCAGACGCCGACGAACUCGGCGCGGACGGCAAAUGACGUGCCCGAUCGAUUCAAGGUGGACCCGAUCGGGGUGGAAGAGCUGAAGAAGGACAAAAACUUCCAAAAAAUGGCCAAGAAACACGCGAAAGACCUCGAGGAGCUGAAGCGGAAACAGCAGCAACAACAGCAGAAAACCCAAAAGCAGCAGAUGCGCUCGCUGGUGUCAAACCAAACGGACGAGUGGUCGGGGCUGAUGCGAAAGCACGAGCAGGAAGAGUUCGAGAUGCGCAAGGCCCACAUCAGGGAGCAGUACGAUCUGUUGAGAAAGCUAAUGUCGAAGGCGCAAGAAGUGCAGAUGGCCAGUCUAAAGAAGCGGCUGGCAGCAGAGAGCACAGAGAUGACAGACUGUCAGACAAAGAAGAGCAUGGUAGACAUCAAGGCCCUGCAGAUGGACAAAGGCAUCAAAACGAAGGCCGAGCGAGAUCGACGCGUCAAGGAGCUGAACGAGAAGAACGUGAAGCUGUUCAUCGAAGAGCGGAAGCGGCUGACAAUCAAGGCCCAACGCCACGAAGAGCAACUGGCCAAGCGACAUCAGGACCAGAAUGACGAGCUGAAUCGAGAGGAGCAAAGAGCCCUCGAAGCCGAAGAAGCCAACCACAAGGAAGAGCAGCUGGCCUCGCGGCCCGAGUCUGUCGUC
This is a messenger RNA of Mesorhabditis spiculigera, 3831 nucleotides long. NCBI's taxonomy places the organism in Eukaryota, Metazoa, Nematoda, Chromadorea, Rhabditida, Rhabditidae. The record is from the annotation of a GenBank genome assembly.